AUAUACAGUAUUUUUAUUCAUGGUUAAGGAAGUGCACAAGUUCCCAGUUAUAACAUGCACUGAUCAUGCCUAUAAACAUCACAUAAAUUUUGUUUAUUUGUAGAAAAAUUCUGGCUUCUUGCUUUGUGAAUUGCUGUUUUCAUAAUGGCCAAAUCAAUAAUUAUAAAACUAAAAAAAAAGUAUUGGUUUAAAUAUGCAUGUAUAUGUGGUGUAUGUGUGUAGAAUGGAUCCGGCUCUACUGCGAGAGCGUGAGCUCUUUAAAAGGAGGGCGCUUUCCAAUCCUGCAGUAGAGAAGAGACAAGCACCCUCAGAAGCCUCUGGCUCAUCCAAGAAAAAGAAAAGUAAACCAGAUAGAGAGACAUCAUCCUCCAAAAACAGCACAGAUCCCAGCAAUGGCUCCUUCAAUCUCAAAGCUUUGUCUGGAAGUUCAGGAUACAAGUUUGGUGUUCUGGCCCGAAUCGUCAACUACAUGAAGACGCGGCACCAGAGAGGUGAUACUCAUCAUCUGACUCUAGAGGAAAUUCUGGACGAAACCAAACUGCUGGACAUUGGCAUGAAGCAGAAACAGUGGCUUAUGAGUGAGGCAUUAGCAAGCAAUCCUAAAAUAGACGUACGGGACGGGAAAUAUGCCUAUAAACCCAAAUAUCAUCUGAAGGAUAAGAAAGCUUUGCUAAGACUGCUGGACAAGCAUGAUCAACUGGGACUAGGAGGAGUAUUACUCGAUGAUGUUGAAGAGGGUCUGCCUAAUGCAGCCAAGGCUAUUAAGGCUCUUGAUGAUCAGAUUAUAUUUGUGACCAGACCGGACAAGAAGAAAAUCCUGUUCUACAAUGACAAACACUGUCAGUUUACUGUUGAUGAAGAGUUUCAGAAGCUGUGGCGCAGUGUCCCUGUGGAUUCCAUAGAUGAGGAAAAGAUCGAAGAGUACCUGAAGAGACAGGGCAUAUCAUCCAUGCAGGAGACCGGGCCAAAGAAAAUGACGCCCAUUCAGAAGAGGAAGAAACCAGGAACACAGAGAAAGAGACGGUUCAAGACUCACAACGAUCACCUUAAUGGAGUGCUGGAGGAUUAUUCUGAGGGUGUUCCCAGCAAAAAAUGAAAUACCCCAACUGUAAAAGCUCAGAGACAAGAUCGAUGUCUGUGUGAUGUUUGUAUAUCUGAACUAUUGUCUUUUUGCCAAAACAACACAGACAUGCAAACACACACACACACACACACACACACUUCAGAACUGUAUGUAAACAGGCUGUAAAUAUUUUCUUUUCACUCUUAUAAUAUUUUACUUAUUUUGCUAGUGCUUUGGAAAAUGAAAUACAAAAGUUUCUUUUUGUUAGAUUCAAAGAUUAAACAAGAGAAAUCAAACCACAUCAAUUGUAUCUUAAGUUACAUUACAUUAACAUUUCUUUUAACCUUUAUGUAGCAAGAAAACGUGUUGAAAGGACAACUUUUAAAAGCACUGUAAAAUUAUGGUAAAAAAGGCCAAGAAAAGAGAAAAGGUUUUAAAAAAUCUCUUAAAAUGACCAAGUGUCUCAAGAAUUUUCUAGAUUGAAUUUUUUAAGAAAAUGAUAUUCAGAUUACAUGCAAAAUGUCAGUUUUGCAUUAUCAAAGUACAAUUGUACACAAAAACAGUGGUUUCACUAUACAGACAGAAAAAAUGGUUUCAAGCGAACAAGACCCUCUUCAUCAGAAAACCUUGUUGCUAGGCACCUCUUGUCAUGCACAUAUGCGAGUGGGUUGCUGCGGCUCGUGUCUUCAUCAUAUGCUUCCUAAUGAUGGUUUGGAUAGCACAUGACAGCUCUGCAAGGGUUCUUCUUUCCAUCAAAUUGAUAACGUGCUUGUAGGCUGAAAGGUUUCGCAUAAUAAAACGUCUUCAUUUUUAAGGCCCUUUUCAGAAAUGUUUGAUUCUGUGCUGCGUGGGAAAAUGUAAUUACAUUGCAGCCUGGUAUUUUGUCUCGAAAUGUUUUUCCUCUCAAAACUCAGCCUUGGAGAAAAUGCUUUGAAGGAUAAUUUCUCUAAUAACUCAUCUGUUAAAAGCUGACCUUCUCAUGUUCUCAUUUAAAAUUUUCAAGUGAAAUAUUUCUUUAUGGAAUGUUUUUUUUUUUUGCUGGGACUUUUUCAAUGUGAUGAAAUCUUAAGAGUGAAAGUGCACAAUUCAUAAUACUACUGAAUGUAUAUUGGAUUCCUGUGUUAAAAAAAAUAAAUGUGUUUACCAAAAAGGACAUUAACAUGCCUAAAAUGAAUGCGUAUGUAAAGCUGGUUGCUUCUUGAUCCCUUGUGGGGUUUUAUUUGGAGUCUUCCUUAUGGAUCGGGUCUUGAAAAUGAAUAAAUCAGUAGUAGUUAUGUUUCCCCAUCUGUUAGAACCUGGAGACCUUCCUUGUGUGCUGCAUUUGUGCUUAUUCAAAGAUUAAUGCGUACAGACGUUUACAUAUCCAAAUAGGCUGAAAUUCCAAUAAUAUUCUAAAUAAGAAACAGCCAUAAUAUAUGUUUUUUUGUGUUGCAUAUAACAACCUUUUGUGUAACAUUACUAUUCACCUUUUCUACAUUACUAAGUUAAGGAAACACUCUCCGAGCAAAUUUAGGAGAUAUCCAAGACACUGCUCGUCUGUAGCCAUUCACCACUGCUAGUAUGUUUUUGUUGUAAAAUAGUCUAAAAGGAAGGAAGGAAGGAUGACCCUCUUUUUUUUAUUGCGAGGCAGAUUACAAUACACUGAUCUGGCCUGUGUGCAGUGCUGGCACGCAAUGUUUAUUUCCCUGGAUAGAAUUUCCAUCUAUUUUAAUGUCCUUAGAAUAGAUUUCAUUGUUGAUCUUCCCCAACUUGUGUGUAAUUCAUCUCAUUACCAUUUGUUUUUGAAAGGAAGUCUUUGGUCCACUGAGUCAAUCCUCCAUAAUGUGAUGGCCAGAAAACAGCACAAAGUGUUUUAAUACAAAAGUAAUAGUUUAAAUUCACUUUGGACACUGCUUUUUGUUUAAGGGUGAUGGGUUCCAUAAUUGCCUUUAUAGGGGACCCCUAUUAAACCAAUUUUACUUUUUUAUUAGAUUACGAAGGGAAUGUUACAAUACCCAAUGACGUGACCUAUACAAACAACGCAUUUCACAGUUAUGUUAUAGGGUCCACGUUUGUAUCACUGGAGGAAUUUGGUAGCAAGAAAACCGGGGAAAACCGAAUUUCUACAGGGAAGAACUGUUAUUUUACUGUUUAUUUCUGGCACCCUAUGCCAGAAAUUUUUUUUUACAGUUCCUUUGAAGACAAAGGAUGGGAGUCUAUUUGUUUUUGCCGAGUAACAUUUGUUGUUAAAUAAUUGAUUUGUAAUGUUCUGGCUCACUUAAGAAGAUUGUGGGACAUUCUUUUAUUCUGGCAAAUUUGAGUUUAUUAUUUGUCUGUUUCUCUCUCUCUUGUUAUCUAGUUUAUUGUGACACUAACUGUGUAGAGCGGAAACUUUCUGUGUGGUUUGCCAUUUCACACUUCAAAUUUUUUUACUUAUGUUACUGCUGGUGAAAUUUGUAUUUUGGCAAGAACUUGUGUGUGCUUUUGCUGCACACCUGUGUAAUAAUUCUGUGGCCCAGAUAAAUGCUGAUGCAUAUGGGUUUCAUGCCUGUAUCACAUCCGUAUCAAAAUAAUAUGUAAGUAAAACUAAAAAAAUAAA
Triplophysa rosa is the source of this 3641-nucleotide messenger RNA. RefSeq names its product general transcription factor IIE, polypeptide 2, beta (gene gtf2e2). Bases 194 to 1096 code for a protein of 300 amino acids. Gene Ontology annotation, cellular component: transcription factor TFIIE complex. Gene Ontology annotation, biological process: transcription initiation at RNA polymerase II promoter. The record is from RefSeq and is a predicted model, not a curated record. The transcript has 7 exons. NCBI's taxonomy places the organism in Eukaryota, Metazoa, Chordata, Actinopteri, Cypriniformes, Nemacheilidae.